GCUUGUAAUACCAUUUGGUAUCCGCCGACGCAAUCUCUCAACCGCAUCCCUCGUUUUGUGAUUUGCAAAGACCGAUAAAACCGAUUGACGACAACACGGUUGGCCGACGAGAAAGAAGAAGACAUCCCGACCCGACCACGUUCCUUUGCUUUGUCUUCGCAUAGACAAGUCGUCAGAGCUUCCAAUCAGGGUCCCCCGUGUCUGCCCUGAUUCCCUCCCCUAUCUCGUGCCGAGGGACAUGUUACCGAUGCUACCAUCGAUGACUUUGUAAAACACGACGCGAAUCCCCUUCGAUUACGAUCGCCAUGAUGGAGACUGCGGCAUCGCCCUUGACGCCGCAGGACUCUGGCACCAGUGGCAUCUCCCCCGAGUCCUUCAGCGCCGUCAAGCCCAAGGAUGUAGUAGAGCACCUGGCUUCUGUCGUCACCAUCGCUCUUGGAGCUACCCGCCAAGAUCUGGAAAGAGAUGGCAACCUGCUCUCAGAUGCAAACAAAGCCGACAUAGUGCAACGAUGUGCGCGGUUCGCAAGUGACUCGCAAGUCGCUCUGUACAUCCAGAAGGAGGUUGUGCCAAGGCCUGAUGAGCCCGAUGGCCCGGCAGACAAUGAGCCGCCCACGUAUACCUAUACCAUCGCAUCCGAGAUCACCUAUUCGCCGACGACCAUAGCCUACCUGGCGCUCCUCAAACGCCCCCAAGCCAUCGACCCCUCGCUGCCUCUGACCUCUCAGAUCCAAAUCCAAACGUUGCCCGGUGCAGCUUCCCUCAGCAACGCUGUUGCCGAACAAGGCCCUUCUGCUUCGCCCUUCGAGAUUCUUCAUACUAUUCUUCAUAAUGUGUACGCGCCCUACUUCGAUGCCAGCACCAAGCCUUCGCAGGCUGUCAACGGGGCCAGGAGCCGGACAGACGUGGAUGCGAAGACUGGAAUACCCAUUACCAAGAAGCGCAUGACGGAGCUAGAGUUGAGCUUGCUGCAUCUCCAGCAGAACGUCGAGAUUCCAGAACUUUCGCUGCCUUUUCACCCCGUGGUACAAGAAGCUCUGGAUAAUGCUACCGCCCGCAGCGUGAAGCCGACGACCGACUUGAUAUCCUCGAAGCUCCUAUCCGACAGUACCUUCAUGAACAACCUACAGUCCAACGUGAACAGCUGGAUCAAGGCGAUACAGGCCGUCACCAAGUUGACUAAGGACCCCGUCACAAGGACCGCAACGCAAGAGAUCAACUUCUGGUUGUCAAUGGAGUCUGCUCUGGAGGGUAUCGAAGCCCAACUGAGAAGUGAAGGUGUGGCUCUCACACUGGAAAUUCUCAAGCAUGCGAAGCGUUUUCAGGCGACCGUCAGUUUCACUGCCGACACCGGCUUGAAGGAGGCCAUGGAGCUAGUACAGAAGCACAACCAGCUCAUGCGGGACCUGCCCCUGGACGAACUCUUGUCUGCUACCUCACUCCCCAAGGUAAACGAUUCAGUUAUCCAGAUUUUUGCCCACAUCAACAAGAAGAUGAGAUUCAGCAACUACCCGAUUAAGAGGACUCUGGAUCUUGUCGAAGCUAUCUCAGCCGAUCUCAAGGACGUGAUGCACCGUCUCUUGCCCGGAUCCGAGCUUGUGGAUCUGGAGUAUGAGGACUUCAAGAACCUGAUGGAAAAAGCAGACGAUAUCUUUAAGGGCUGGGAACUCCAGGCCAAGGAAUUCACCAACAUCGCCCGUGAGACCAUGAGACGGAGACAGGAGAAGUUCAUACCCAUCAAAGUCAACCCGAAACACAGCGAGCUACAAGCUCGCCUCAAGUACAUCGACACGUUCCGCGACAACCACGAACAGCUUCAGCGUACGAUAGCUAUUGUACUUCGGCCAAAGGCGACUGCCAGUGGGUUGAACGCAGAACCUACCACUAACGGUGCCUCCCUUGUGGAGGAGAUGGGUGAUGUCGACGCUAUUGAAGAAGUCAAGCAAGCUUGGGAUGCACUUAAGAAUGUCGAUUUGCUUGACGUGUCCGAAGAAGGAACUCAGAGAUGGGCCAAAGCAGAGAAUACCUACAACGAGCGUACGACUCGUGUGGAGAACUCCAUCAUCGCUCGACUGCGAGACCGCUUGGCUACGGCCAAGAACGCCAAUGAGAUGUUCCGCGUGUUCUCCCAGUUCAACGCGCUUUUUGUCCGACCCAAGAUUCGAGGUGCCAUUGCUGAGUACCAAAACCAGCUCAUCGACAACGUCAAGGAAGCAAUAUCAGCUCUCCAUGAACGCUUCAAGCAGCAGUAUGGUCACUCGGAGGCUCACGCCAUGGCUCAGCUGCACGAUCUCCCCCCCGUGUCUGGUGCUAUCAUCUGGGCUCGUCAGAUUGAGCGUCAGCUUGAUGGGUAUAUGAGAAAGGUCGAGGAUAUUCUCGGCACCGACUGGAAGCAACAUGCUGAAGGCCAGAAGCUCCUGGCCGAGAGCGAGCUAUUCAAGAAGAAGCUGGACACCCACCAAAUACAUAAGGCCUGGAUUGAGGAUGUGCAGAGGAAGCAAAUCACCAUAUCGGGUCGUCUGUUCAACAUCAACAAGAUCAGGGCUGCCAACAACGCCUUGGACCUCACUGUCAACUUUGACGCACAAAUUAUCACCCUUUUCAAGGAAACGCGAAACCUAACUUGGCAGAACUUCAAUGUGCCUCACUCCGUGCAUAACACCGCGAAGGAAGCCAAACGAGUCUAUCCAUAUGCCGUCAGUCUCAUGGAGAGUGUGCGCACAUUUGCCCAAACCACGCGGCAGAUAUCUGACAUGUCCGAAGUCUCCAUCUUGCUGAGCGGCUACCAGGACGACGUUCAUAGUCUGAUUGCCAAGGGUGUGCCUCUGAAGUGGCAGACAUUCCUCGACACUUAUGAAGUCCAUCAGAAGCAACCAUUUGCUAAUGGCAGCCUUGAGCAGUUUGGAAGGCAAAGCGCCGGGAGCAAGCACGUAUCCUUCGUCCGCGAAUUCGCUGCGGCUGCGUCGUUGCUCCAGGCGAAGACGAUCUCCUUGGCUACUGUCCAUGCGACCGUCCAGAAGGCACUGAAUGAACUGGCCACUUGCCCCUACGACGCCUCUGAGUUCGAAUCUCGGCUUCAAAUUAUUCAAGAAUGUGUCGAUAAGCUGAACUUGGAGCAGUAUGUCAACCUGGGCUACUGGGUAGAAAGGAUGAACGAGCGCAUCAAGAUGUCCUUACUCGUCCGCCUCCAACGUGCGGUCGCGGCGUGGGUGGAAGCAUUCGAGGAUGACCAGGAUGCCAGAGACCCGUCUCGCUGGACUCAGCUAGCCCCAUCUGGGGAACCCGUGAAAUCCGAUGCCCCGGUGAUGCAGCAGCUUGUGCAUGAAAUCACCAUGCGCAACCAAGUCAUCUACCUUGACCCGCCUCUAGAAUUUGCAAGGGCCAGCUGGUUCCUCCGCUUGCACGAAUGGUUGGGAAUUGUCUGCAAUCUUCCCAAAAUCAAGGCUUCCCGAUACCAGAUGAGUUUAACGUUGAGCACCGCAACUCAAGAGGAGGUUCGUUUCGCAGAAUUGCCCAGCCACUGCACCGAAACCUUGUCGAGAGUAUACACCACGGUUGACAAGAAGCUGUCUCACAUCGGCGAAUAUGUCGAUAAGUGGUUACAGUUCCAGUCCCUAUGGGAUCUCCAGUCCGAACAGGUGUAUGAACUCUUAGGAGACGAGCUCUCGAAGUGGUUGCAAUUGCUGCAAGAGAUCCGAAAGACGCGGGCAACGUUCGAUACUACUGAGGUCAGUCGUUCGUUUGGCCGCAUAACCAUCGACUACGAACAGGUCCAGACCAAGGUGAACUCCAAGUAUGACCAAUGGCAACAUGAAAUUUUGGUCAAGUUUGGCAGCCGCUUGGGCACUCGUAUGCGAGAAGUCCAUGCAGAGAUUGAGAAGGCACGAAAAGAUUUGGAGGGACAAAGCCUUGAAGCGACCUCGACAGCACAAGCCGUGCAAUUCAUCACUAUCGUCCAAUCUUGCAAGCGCAAUGUCAGGGCUUGGGCGCCCGAAGUUGAAACUUUCCGCCAGGGGCAGUCUACACUGACCCGGAACCGAUACCAAUUCCCUAAUGACUGGUUAGAUGUGCAGCAGGUUGACUCUCAAUGGGAAUCCCUCAAUGAGCUUCUUGCCCGAAAAGCGAAGAUUGUGCAAGACCAGACAGAUGCUCUCAAAGCCAAGAUUAUAGCUGAAGACAAGGUUGUGCUAGACAAGAUCGCUGAGAUAGCCAUACAAUGGAACGAAGAAAAACCGGUUUCUGGUACCAUUGCACCAGAAGUCGCCUCGGAAACACUAAGCAGCUUUGAAGCCCGCAUCACGAAACUACAAGCAGAGGCCGACAUGGUGUCCAAAGCAAAGGAGGCUCUCGACCUUGCGGCCAGCCCGGAGUCAUCUCUGGGCAUCAUAUUGGAAGAGGUCCAGGACUUCAAAUCCGUCUGGGCUGCCCUGUCAACAAUCUGGAAGAGCCUGAGCGAGCUUCGUGAAAUCCUUUGGGGCAGUGUUCAACCCCGAAAGAUCCGCGGUUCCAUUGAUGGUCUAAUCAAAAUGACCAAGGAAAUGCCGAGUCGGAUGCGACAGUACGCCGCGUUUGAGCAUAUCCAGACCAUUCUUCGCGGACACCUCAAGGUGAACAGCAUACUCAGCGACUUGAAGUCAGAGGCCAUCCGUGAUCGCCACUGGACCAAAAUCUGGAAAGAGAUCAAGCCUGGGCGACGAUACUCUCCCGUGUCCAUGACAUUGGGCGAUGUUUGGGAUCUGAACCUAGUUGCCACUGAAGUUAUAGUCAGGGAUAUCAUUACCCAGGCCCAAGGCGAAAUGGCAUUGGAAGAGUUCUUGAAGCAAGUGAAAGACACGUGGUCCAACUAUUCAUUAGAACUUGUUGCCUACCAAAACAAAUGCCGGCUCAUUCGUGGAUGGGACGACUUGUUUGCCAAGUGCAGCGAGAACCUGAACUCUUUACAGGCCAUGAAACAUUCGCCCUACUACAAGGAGUUCGAAGAGGAAGCUUCGUCUUGGGAGGACAAGCUCAACCGGGUCCACGUGCUGUUCGACGUGUGGAUUGAUGUUCAACGCCAAUGGGUGUAUCUGGAGGGCGUCUUCACUGGCAAUGCCGACAUCAAGCAUCUCCUGCCCAUCGAAUCAUCGAGAUUCCAGAACAUCAAUAGCGAGUUCAUGGCGGUCAUGAAGAAGGUGUACAAGUCGCCCAUGGUCGUGGAUGUUCUGGGCAUCGCUGGUGUGCAAAAGUCGCUCGAAAGACUUGCCGAGCUACUAAACAAGAUCCAGAAGGCGCUUGGUGAAUAUCUGGAAAAGGAGCGAGUCUCGUUCCCUCGAUUUUACUUUGUUGGUGACGAAGAUCUACUAGAGAUGAUUGGUAAUAGCAACGACACCAUGCGCAUUGCCAAGCACUUCAAGAAGAUGUUUGCCGGUCUGAACGGCUUGAUCAUGGACGACGAGACCAUCAUUUCUGGUUUCACCUCGAAAGAGGGCGAGGAGGUUCGCUUGAAGAAGGAGAUCUCCCUCGUCAAGACACCGCGCAUCAACGAUUGGCUCACCCUUCUCGAAAAUGGUAUGAAGGCUACCCUUGCUGAGCUGCUUGCCGAAGCCAUAGAGGCAUAUACCCCUAUCUUCGAAUCCGAGAACAUCGACCAAGCUGCCUUGAACACAUAUAUGGCAACAUUCCCGAGUCAGAUUGUGGUACUUGCCAUCCAGGCUGUAUGGACAACUGCUGUAGACAAAUCUUUGAGUGAAGGGGGCCAGACUUUGCAGACCAUAUUCAACAGGGAGGUCGAGGUUCUCCGACUUCUCGCGUCGACUGUGUUGGGCGAUCUUGAGGUGAUCCACCGGAAGAAGUGCGAGGCACUUAUCACGGAAUGCGUCCACCAAAGAGACGUGAUUGAGAGGCUCAUUACCCUCAACGCCAGCUCUACCACAUUCUUCCUUUGGCUUCUUCAGAUGCGGUACGUCUACGAGACUCAGGGUGACUACUUGCAGCGCCUUCACAUCAAGAUGGCAAACGCGAAGCUGAACUACGGCUUCGAAUACCUUGGUGUCCCUGACAGAUUGGUUCGCACACCACUUACCGAUCGCUGCUUCCUUACCCUUACUCAGGGCCUCUGCCAGAGGCUUGGUGGUUCGCCCUAUGGUCCAGCUGGUACUGGCAAAACCGAGUCCGUCAAGGCUCUCGGUGUCCAGCUUGGUCGGUUUACCCUCGUGUUCUGCUGUGACGAUACCUUCGACUUCCAAGCCAUGGGCCGCAUCUUCCUCGGUAUUUGCCAAGUGGGAGCUUGGGGAUGUUUCGACGAAUUCAAUCGUCUGGAAGAAAGGAUUUUGUCAGCCGUUUCACAGCAGAUCCAAAACAUACAGCUUGGUCUUAAGCAAGGUGCUGAAGACAAUAACUCUCAAAUCGAGUUGAUCGGACGUCAACUCCAUGUCAACGAGGACACAGGCAUCUUCAUCACUAUGAACCCAGGUUAUGCUGGCCGAUCCAACCUGCCUGACAACUUAAAGAAACUGUUCCGUAGUGUAGCUAUGUCCAAGCCGGACAAGGAGCUCAUUGCCGAAGUCAUGCUCUACUCCCAGGGCUUCAACCAAGCGAAGCAGCUGUCUAAGCAAACAGUGCCGUUCUUCGACCAAUGUGCAGCCAGGCUUUCCAAACAAGCCCAUUACGAUUUUGGACUCCGUGCUCUGAAGAGCGUUUUGGUCAGCUCCGGUGGUCUGAAGCGUGCCCGACUUCUAACCAGCGAUGGCACAAUUGGUGCGGAGGAAGUUGUUGAACCAGAGAUCAUCGUCCAGAGCAUUAGAGAGACGAUCGCACCGAAGCUGGUCCGAAGCGAUGUUGAUAUUAUGGUUGACGUAGAAAGAAACUGUUUCCCAGGUGUUCAGUAUGUUCCUGCCAGCUUGCAAAAGCUGAGGGAGGCUAUCCAUCGCCUUGCGGAUGAGAGACACCUUGUGGUGAACGACACCUGGAUGACCAAGGUGCUUCAGCUGUAUCAGAUCCAGAACAUCCAUCAUGGUGUUAUGAUGGUUGGCAACUCCGGUUCUGGAAAGUCUGCCGCCUGGAGGCUCUUACUCGAUGCCAUGCAGCAGGUCGAGGGAGUUGAAGGCGUCUCCCACGUGAUUGACUCCAAGGUCAUGUCCAAGGAGGCGCUCUACGGAAACCUUGACUCGACAACGAGAGAAUGGACUGACGGUCUUUUCACGAGCAUCCUGCGUAAAAUCGUUGAUAACCUUCGUGGAGAGGAUACGAAGCGUCACUGGAUUGUCUUCGACGGUGAUGUUGAUCCUGAGUGGGUCGAGAACUUGAACAGUGUCCUGGACGACAACAAGCUCCUCACCCUGCCGAAUGGUGAACGUCUCAACCUUCCGUCAAAUGUCCGAAUUAUGUUUGAAGUUGAAACGUUGAAGUACGCCACGCUGGCUACCGUUAGUCGAUGUGGUAUGGUCUGGUUCAGCGAAGAUACCGUGACGCCAGACAUGAUGGUCACCCACUACCUAGAUGGCCUCCGAAAGGUUGCCUUUGAGGACUUGGAUGAAGACACCGCUGCGGCUGGUCAAAGUCCCGUAAAGGCCCUGCAGAUCCAGAGCCAGGUCGCCGAUCUCCUCGAGGCUCAUCUCACAACCGACAAGUUCAUACAUGCUGCCUUGAAGGAGGCGGAAGGUUUCAACCACAUCAUGGAUUUCACUGUGGCUCGUGUUCUCACUACGCUCUUUUCUCUCUUGAACAAGGGCGUACGUGACCUGAUUGAGUAUAAUGCUCAACACGUCGACUUCCCGCUCGACCCUGAGCAGAUAGAGGCGUACAUCUCCAAGAAACUUCUGCUCGCUCUAGUUUGGUCGUUGACUGGCGACUGCCCGUUGACCGAUCGAAAGACAUUCGGCGACAAUGUUGCCGGCCUGGCCAACUUUGGGUCACCGCCUCUUGAUGGUAGCAGCUCCCUUAUCGACUUUGAUGUGUCCCUGCCCAGGGCCGAGUGGACGCCUUGGCAGAACGAAGUUCCCUCUAUCGAGGUCAACACACAUUCCAUCACACAGACUGAUGUAGUUAUCCCCACACUCGAUACGGUCCGCCAUGAAGAUGUUCUAUACUCGUGGCUGGCGGAGCACAAGCCUCUCUUGCUAUGUGGUCCUCCUGGUUCCGGUAAGACGAUGACUCUCUUCAGCGCUCUGCGCAAGCUGCCAAACAUGGAAGUCGUCGGUCUCAAUUUCUCAAGCGCCACGACUCCUGAUCUGCUCAUUAAGACCUUCGAACAAUACUGCGAGUACAAGAAGACCCUGAAUGGUGUCAUGCUCUCACCGACACAGAUAGGCCGCUGGCUUGUCAUUUUCUGCGAUGAAAUCAACCUGCCUGCCCCUGACAAGUAUGGAACUCAGAGAGCUAUCUCCUUCCUCCGCCAGCUAGUAGAGCACAACGGCUUCUGGCGAACAUCAGACAAAGUUUGGGUCACGCUCGACAGAAUCCAGUUUGUUGGCGCCUGUAACCCGCCUACCGACGCAGGCCGUACGCCCCUUGGCCCCAGGUUCCUCAGACAUGCGCCCCUCAUCAUGGUUGAUUAUCCUGGCGAGCUGUCUCUCAACCAGAUCUACGGCACGUUCAACUCUGCUAUCCUCAAGCUCGUCACUUCACUUCGUGGAUACUCUGAGGCUCUUACCUCGGCCAUGGUGCGAUUCUACCUUGAGUCUCAACAACGCUUCACGCCCAAGAUCCAGCCUCACUACGUCUACAGUCCUCGUGAACUGACACGAUGGGUGCGUGGUGUGUACGAAGCCAUUCGACCUCUUGAAAAUCUCACAGUCGAGGGACUGAUCCGUAUCUGGGCUCACGAGGCACUACGGCUCUUCCAGGACCGUUUAGUUGCUGAGGAGGAACGAAAGUGGACCGCUGAGGCUGUCAAGAGAAUCGCGAUGGAGUACUUCCCUACUAUCGAUGAGGAGAAGGCACUAGGCGGCCCAAUUUUGUUCUCCAACUGGCUUUCGAAGAAUUAUGUCCCAGUAGACCGGGAACAGUUGCGCGAUUUCGUCAAGACUCGUCUCAAGACUUUCUGUGAGGAAGAAGUCGACGUCCCUCUCAUUCUAUUCAAUGAUGUGCUCGAGCAUGUCUUGCGCAUUGACCGUGUCUUCCGACAACCUCAAGGUCACUUGAUCUUGAUUGGUGUUAGUGGCAGUGGCAAGACCACGUUGUCGAGAUUUGUUGCUUGGAUGAACGGCCUGAAGGUCUUCCAGAUCAAAGUGCAUGGCAAAUAUUCUGCGGAGGAUUUCGAUGAUGAUUUGCGAGAGGUCCUCCGCCGCUGUGGUUGCAAAGGCGAAAAAAUGUGCUUCAUCAUGGACGAAUCGAACGUCCUCGACUCGGGCUUCCUGGAGAGGAUGAACACCCUCCUGGCCAAUGCUGAAGUCCCUGGCCUGUUCGAAGGGGACGAUUUUGCCGCUCUCAUGACGGCUUGCAAAGAAGGCGCGCAGCAACAGGGUCUGUUGCUCGACUCGCAAGAGGAGCUUUACAAGUGGUUCACCAGCCAAAUCGUCAAGAACCUCCAUGUUGUCUUCACCAUGAACCCUCCUGAAGACGGUUUGUCCUCCAAGGCAGCUACAAGUCCAGCCCUGUUCAAUCGUUGCGUGCUGAACUGGAUGGGUGACUGGUCUGACCAAGCUCUCUUCCAAGUUGCCCAUGAGCUGACUACCAGGGUCGACCUGGACAAGCCCAACUUCACAGCUCCGGAUACCAUUCCCGUAGCAUAUCGGGGACUUACUCUACCGCCGUCUCACAGGGAUACUGUUGUCAACUCCAUGGUCUACAUCCACCAUUCCCUCCAUCGCUUCAACGCGAAACUACAAAAGCAACAGGGCAAGAUCACCUUCCUUACUCCUCGUCAUUUUUUGGACUUUGUUGCGCAAUACGUCAAGCUGUAUAACGAGAAGCGUGAAGAUCUCGAAGAGCAGCAACGCCAUCUGAACGUCGGUCUUGACAAGCUUAGGGAUACCGUCGAAAAAGUCAGCGAUCUCAGAGUCAGCUUAGCUCAGAAGAAGACUCAGCUUGCACAGAAGGAGGCAGAGGCCAAUGAGAAACUACAACGCAUGGUGGCAGAUCAACAGGAAGCCGAGCAACGCAAGAACACGUCUCUCGAGAUCCAAUCAGCUCUUGAAAAGCAGGACGCCGAUGUAGCAGAGCGUAAAAAAGUCGUGCUCGAGGAUCUCGCUAAAGCCGAGCCCGCUGUCGAAGAAGCCAAGGCUGCCGUCCAAAACAUCAAGCGCCAGCACUUGACGGAAGUCCGUUCUAUGAAUUCUCCACCUGACGCCGUUAAAAUGACGAUGGAGGCAGUAUGUUCACUUAUCAAAGGAUCAUCGGUAGCCGACUGGAAGGCUUGCCAGGGUUUGAUUCGCCGUGAUGACUUCAUUGCUUGCAUUGUCAACUUUGAUAAUGAGAAGCAGAUGACCAAACCCCUUCGAGCAAUGCUUCGAAAAGAAUACAUGACCCGGCCCAAAUUCAACUUUGAGACCGUCAACAAUGCCAGUAAGGCUUGCGGGCCUCUGGUCAAGUGGGUCAUAGCCCAAGUUAACUACUCGGAGAUCCUCGAUCGCGUUGGACCCCUGAGGGAUGAGGUGGAACAGCUUGAAGAGCAGACACUUCAAACUAGGGCCGAGGCCAAGGCCGUUGAGAACAAUCUUAUCAGUCUGGAGCGCAGCAUCGCAACGUACAAAACGGAGUAUGCUGCUCUUAUCAGUGAGAGCCAGGCUAUCAAGACGGAAUCGGAACGCGUUGAGUUCAAAGUGAACCGCAGUGUCAAACUACUCGAUAGUCUCUCCUCCGAGAGGACUCGUUGGGAAGAUGGAAGUAAGUCUUUCGAGACCCAAAUCAGUACAUUGGUUGGAGAUGUUCUCGUUGCGGCCGCUUUCCUUGCCUAUAGUGGCCUGUACGACCAGACUUUCCGAAAGUCCAUGAUGGACGAUUGGCUGCAUCAGCUUUCCCUUUCAGGUGUCGACUUCAAACAGCACAACCCCAUCACCGAAUACCUUUCCACCGCAGACGAACGACUGGCUUGGCAAGAGAACACACUUCCCGUCGAUGAUCUGUGCACCGAGAAUGCCAUUAUUUUGAAGCGGUUCAAUCGAUACCCCUUGAUCAUUGAUCCUUCUGGCCGUGUCACACAGUUCCUGCAGAAAGAAUGCAAGGACCGCCGACUCACGGUGACAAGUUUCCUGGACGACUCUUUCACGAAACAGCUAGAGAGCUCUCUACGGUUCGGUAAUCCCAUCUUGAUCCAAGACGCGGAGCAUCUGGAUCCCAUUCUGAAUCAAGUCCUGAACAAGGAGUAUCAGAAGACGGGCGGCCGUGUCCUUAUCCAACUUGGGAAACAGCAGAUCGAUUUCUCCCCUGCCUUCAAGAUAUACCUCUCUACCAGAGAUCCAUCGGCUACUUUCCCGCCAGACAUCUGCAGUCGGACGACAUUUGUCAACUUUACCGUCACGCAAAGCAGUCUCCAGACCCAGUCGCUCAGUGAAGUUCUGAAAUCCGAAAGACCCGACGUCGAUGAGAGGAGGUCAAACCUAAUCAAACUUCAAGGCGAGUUCAAGGUGCAUCUGCGACAACUGGAGAAACGUCUGCUCCAGGCCCUCAACGCAUCCCGUGGCAAUAUCCUAGAUGACGACAAUGUUCUCGAGACGCUCGAGACUCUCAAGAAGGAAGCUGCUGAGAUUACCGUCAAGAUGAGCAACACCGAAGGUGUCAUGGGCGAAGUCGAUGAGAUCACGCAACAGUACAAGAGCAUUGCUAGUUCUUGCAGUUCCAUCUUCGCUGUCCUUGAACAGCUGCACUAUCUGAACCAUUUCUACCAGUUCUCGCUGCAGUACUUCCUGGACAUCUUCCACUCGGUUCUCCGAGGCAACAAGAAUCUCGCGAAUGAAACGAAUCAUAACGUUCGCCGCGAUACCAUCAUCAAGGACCUGUUCAUUAACGCCUUCAAGAGGACUGCACUUGGCUUGCUGCAGAAGGACCGCAUUACCCUAGCCAUGCUUCUCGCGCAAGCAUCUCCCUACAAGAUGGACAAGAGCCUCAUCGAUACCAUCUUGGAUGGUCGCACAGAAGGCAAGGAUCUUUCCACAGAGGUGGGCGCCAGGGAUGAAGCAAUGGUGAGGGCGAGAAGAAUGGGCAUUUUCAAGGACAAGCUGGAUGAGGUGCCGUCUGCGGCUUGGGACAAGUUCUUCUCUGAGGAAUUUGCCGAAAACUUUGUGCCCCAGAUCUGGGAUGCGAAUGCGGAGCCGCUCGACCAAGCUCUGCUCUCUCUCCUGCUUGUCAAGCUCUUCCGUCUGGACCGAUUUGUGCCCACUGCCGAGCGUUUCGUCACCGCUGUCUUCGGUAAUGAUUUGUUUGAUGUCGUCGAGGAUCUGCAGCAAAUGGUGGUCGAAGCCUCCUCAACCAGACCUGUCUCGCUGGUAUCAAGCCCUGGCUUUGACGCAAGUUACAAGGUUGACAACUUGGUCGAGCGAAUGCGCGUCCGAUGCACCAACAUUGCCAUGGGUUCCAACGAAGGACUCACCAGUGCCGACAAGGCUAUCAGCAAUGCCGCGCAGGUCGGCAACUGGGUCUUGGUCAAAAACGUUCAUCUCGCACCUACCUGGCUCCAAUCCCUCGAAAAACGCAUGGAAACUCUCAAUCCACACUCGAGUUUCAGACUGUUCCUGUCUAUGGAGUCCAGUCCCAAGAUUCCCGUCAACUUGCUGAGAGCGUCCCGCGUGCUCAUGUACGAGCAGCCUGCUGGUGUCAAGGCUAACAUGAAGGAUUCGAUGGCUUCACUCUCGACAAGGGCGAGCAAGAGCCCAGUCGAGAGGACGAGACUGUACCUGCUGUUAUCUUUCCUACAUGCUGUUGUGCAGGAACGUCUGCGCUAUGCUCCCAACUUGGGUUGGAAGGGCUUCUGGGAGUUCAACGACGCUGAUUACGAAUGCUCUGCUUUCGUGAUUGAUACUUGGGUCGAAUUCGUCGCCCAAAGCCGUACCAAUUUGGCACCCCAAAACAUCCCCUGGGACAUGAUCCGCUAUUUAGUGCGCGAGACGUACGGUGGCAAGAUUGACGACGAGGGCGAUUUCAACCAGUUGACUCAGCUGGUAAACACGUUCCUACAGCCUGCAGCCUUCGAAAUUGGCCACAAGCUCGUCGAAGGAACAGAGAAUGAGGGCGGGCUCGAGGUGCCCAGCGGCACCAGCCUGCAGGAGUUCAUGGGUUGGAUUCACAAGUUGCCCGAAAGAGAGCCGCCCACAUAUCUGGGGUUGCCCGCCAACGCGGAGAAGCUGCUACUGGUUGGUCUUGGACGAAGCUUGGUUGGAGACUUGAAGAAAAUUGGCGAACUGCUUGAUGAGGGCGAGCAGUCGAUUGGUGAUGUUUAGAUGCAGUGCGUAUGGAGCUAAGGCCUAUGUAAAGCUAGUGCAUUGUCAGGACGAGAUGGAGAUUGUGUCUCGUUCUACCUCGCGGAGAAGGCGUAUCAUCGGUGGAUCAUCGGCAGUGUUCAUCGUUGUCUAGACUAAACCUUGGGUUGGGGUGGCUGUCGUCUUGCACUGAUACCCCAGAUUGCCUUUUGUUUUCGUUUUCUUGUGUACGAUGGUCUGGUGCUUGAUGUACUUUGAGAUCACCUGUAUGUCAUAGAUUUUGAUAGACAGGGGGGGAUUGCACUUAUACAAUGCUUGAUUACUU
This is a messenger RNA of Pseudomassariella vexata, 13656 nucleotides long. Its product is annotated as dynein heavy chain, N-terminal region 1-domain-containing protein. Gene Ontology annotation, biological process: microtubule-based movement. Gene Ontology annotation, cellular component: dynein complex. Bases 306 to 13352 code for a protein of 4348 amino acids. Gene Ontology annotation, molecular function: ATP binding; dynein light intermediate chain binding; ATP hydrolysis activity. The transcript is spliced from 3 exons. NCBI's taxonomy places the organism in Eukaryota, Fungi, Ascomycota, Sordariomycetes, Amphisphaeriales, Pseudomassariaceae. The record is from RefSeq and is a predicted model, not a curated record.